Impatiens glandulifera is the source of this 1107-nucleotide messenger RNA. RefSeq lists its product as uncharacterized. Lineage: Eukaryota; Viridiplantae; Streptophyta; Magnoliopsida; Ericales; Balsaminaceae. Gene Ontology annotation, molecular function: DNA binding. The record is from RefSeq and is a predicted model, not a curated record. The transcript has 3 exons. The coding region runs from base 1 to 1107 and encodes 368 amino acids.
AUGAGGUGUCAUUAUUGUUUUAAUUGCAAUAAGACUGCGAAAUAUCACUGCUUUUGCUGUCCAAAAGGCGUGUGUCAGCGGUGUGCAGAUAGCGUUGAUUUUGCAUGUAUUAAAGACACCAAAGGGUUCUGUCAUAGUUGUGUGAAGCUUGCACUACUUGGGGAGGCAGGCGAAACUGUAGACUCUGAUGGGAAUUCUUUGGACUUUAGUAAUCGAGAAACAUUUGAGUGUCUAUUCUUGGAAUAUUGGGUUAUAAUUAAGAAGGAGGAGAAUUUGACAUCGGAAGAUCUUCAAUCUGCAAAUACUGCUCUUAAAAAUUGGAACAAAAGUAUUAGUUCUGACUCAGUUUUGGUUGAGAGUUCAGAAAGCGAUACAAUGUCAAGCUUCUAUAGUGAAGAUGAAGAAAAAGAAAUAAAGUCCCCACAAGUAAUGAAGAAAUCCAAAGAUGAAGCGUCUGGAAGCAAAAACAAAGCUGCCAAACCAAAAAGAAAAUUUAUUGACUGGGGAUCAGAAGCUCUCAUCGAAUUUCUUACAUCUAUUGGUAAACAGACAAUCGAUAAAUUAUCACAGUAUGAGGUGUCUUCUAUUGUCAGUCGAUACAUCAGUGAUAACAACUUAUGUAGUAUGGAAAAGAAGAAGAAGGUUUUGUGUGAUGCGAGAUUACAAUCACUAUUUCAGAAGAAAACACUGAACAAAAACAAAAUAUAUGACCUCCUAGAACUCCAUUUUGCUGAAAACAUUGAAGUACUCGACGAUGAAUUCUGGUCAUUUUUAUCGGAUGAGGAUGAUGAUGGUGUGACGGCGUCAACAAAAAAGAAGAGAACAUUAAGCACAAUUAAGGAAGCUGCAGAAACAGAGGAAGUGCAGGAGGAGGGUCCAAAAAGUUGUUUUGCAUCAAUUGUUGAGGAAAACAUCAAGCUUGUCUUUCUCAUGAAGAGUCUAGUGAAAAAAAUGUUGGAUAACAACGAGUCUGAGGCUUUUGAUGCCAAAGUAAUAGGCUGCUUUGUGAAAAUCAGAUCAGACCCAAUGGAUUACUCGCAGAAAAAACCGUUUUCAACUCGUGCUAAUAACAGGUUUGUAUUUGCACAUAUCAUGCAUCCAUAUUAA